Molecule: messenger RNA, 5209 nt
Organism: Choloepus didactylus (southern two-toed sloth)
Lineage: Eukaryota; Metazoa; Chordata; Mammalia; Pilosa; Megalonychidae
Gene: MAML3
Product: mastermind like transcriptional coactivator 3
Biological process (GO): Notch signaling pathway; positive regulation of transcription of Notch receptor target
Cellular component (GO): nuclear speck; nucleoplasm
Molecular function (GO): transcription coactivator activity
Source: RefSeq, a predicted model, not a curated record
GAGGAGGAGGCGGCUGCGGCGGCGGCGGCGAGCAGUUGAUCAUUGUGAUGGUGGCAGGAGCAGCGGCGGCAGCGGCAGCCCAGCCGAGCGUUAGGGGCUGCUCUCCGCGCGGCGUUUUGCAAAGGACUUCACCGAUCUACUUUUGCAGUCGCCUCGGACUGUCCAUGUGUUUACUUCCCCCAGCCCAAGGAUUCGAAUCUAGGUUCCUGUGAAAUGCAACUGAGCAGCCAAAGUACUUGAGAACACGGGCGGCAUAAACACCAAAACUUUUUUGUGGAAGGAAAAUGCAAUAGCAAGCUUGCCGUUUUCUGAGCGGUGUGGAGUGUGUGUCGCGCGUGUCCGCACCGGAGGCAUAUGCUUGUGUGUGUACAUGGGGUGUGUUUUUCGGUACGUAGGGAGAAAAUGCUUGCCAACCACCGGAAAUCUCCUGGAAUUUAUUAGAAAAUAAUGGAUUAUAAAAAGAAGGCAGGCGAGGAGCGGAUCACCCCUUGAGUUGCAACCCGAUUUGCUGCUGGUUCAGUUUGUUGUGAUUCUUUUUGUUGAUAGGUGUCUGAUGGUAUUCCGAUAACAACCCUCCCUCCUUUUUCCCCUCGAGCUUUACAGUUUUUAAAAAAGGAAACAACAAAAAAAGCCACCCCAAAAUCUCUCCCCCCCUUUUUUUUCGCCCCGCCGGGAUCGCUGUUUCCAUCCCAUGUGCUUGCGUCUCCCCCGCGUUCCACUUAAACUAUUUUAAUCCUUGGACCCAAGGAGGAGGCCUGAUAGGGGGUGGUGGAUAAAAAAAAGUUCUUCCAAAAUAGUGUGCCUGGGAGCAGGAUGGGGGAUUUCGCAGCCCCCGCUGCUGCCGCGAAUGGCAGUAGUAUUUGCAUCAACAGUAGCCUGAACAGCAGCCUCGGAGGGGCCGGGAUCGGUGUGAAUAAUACUCCCAAUAGUACUCCCGCUGCUCCGAGUAGCAAUCACCCCGCUGUCGGCGGCGGUAGCGGCUCCGGGGGCCCCGCCGGUGGCUCGGCGGCAGUCCCCAAGCACAGCACCGUGGUCGAGCGGCUCCGCCAGCGCAUCGAGGGCUGCCGGCGGCACCACGUCAACUGUGAGAACAGGUAUCAGCAGGCUCAGGUGGAGCAGCUGGAGCUGGAGCGCCGGGACACCGUGAGCCUCUACCAGCGGACCCUGGAGCAGAGGGCUAAGAAAUCCGUGCGCGGUACCGGCGGCGGCAAGCAGCAGCACCCGAACAAACUCAGCAAGAUGCGGAGUCUGCCUCAGCGGAGCAGGAGGAAUCACACGCUGAUCAUGCUACAAGAGACUGUGAAAAGGAAGUUGGAAGGAGCCCGAUCACCACUUAAUGGAGACCAGCAGAAUGGUGCUUGUGAUGGGAGUUUUUCUCCACCUAGUAAGCGAAUCCGAAAGGACAUUCCUGCAGGGAUGGAUGCCAUCAACAAUUUGCCCAACAACAUGCCACUGUCUUCAGCUUCUCCUCUUCACCAACUUGACUUGAAGCCUUCUUUGCCUUUGCAGAAUAGUGCAAGUCACACUCCUGGGCUUCUAGAAGAUCUAGGUAAGAAUGGUAGACUCCCAGAGAUUAAACUUCCUGUAAAUGGUUGCAGUGACCUGGAGGAUAGCUUCACCAUUUUGCAGAGCAAGGACCUCAAACAAGAACCUCUAGAUGACCCUACUUGCAUAGACACAUCAGAAACAUCUCUUUCAAAUCAGAACAAGCUCUUCUCAGACAUUAACCUGAAUGAUCAGGAAUGGCAAGAACUAAUAGAUGAAUUAGCCAACACAGUUCCUGAAGAUGACAUACAGGACCUGUUCAAUGAAGACUUUGAAGAGAAGAAGGAGCCAGAAUUCUCCCGGCCAGCGGCUGAGACCCCUCUUUCCCAGGAGAGCACAAGUGUGAAGAGUGAACCCUCUCACUCGCCCUUUGCACACAUCUCCAUGGGAUCUCCCCAAGCGAGGCCUUCUUCUUCUGGUCCUCCCUUUUCUACUGUCUCCACAGCCACUAGUUUACCUUCUGUUGCCAGCACUCCAGCAGCUCCGAACCCAGCUGGCUCACCAGCAAACUGUGCUGUCCAGUCCCCUCAAACUCCAAACCAAGCCCACACUCCCGGCCAGGCUCAACCACGGCCUGGAAAUGGUUAUCUCCUGAAUCCAGCAGCAGUGACGGUGGCAGGUUCAGGGUCAGGCCCUGUGGCUGUACCCAACUCUGACAUGUCUCCAGCUGAGCAACUCAAGCAGAUGGCUGCACAGCAGCAGCAAAGGGCCAAACUCAUGCAACAGAAGCAGCAGCAACAGCAGCAGCAACCGCAGCAGCCGCAGCAGCAGCAACACUCAAAUCAGACUUCAAGUUGGUCUCCCUUGGGACCUCCAUCCAGUCCAUAUGGAGCAGCUUUUACUGGAGAAAAACCAAAUAGCCCAAUGAUGUACCCUCAAGCCUUUAACAACCAAAACCCCAUAGUGCCUCCAAUGGCAAACAACCUGCAGAAGACGACAAUGAAUAACUACCUCCCUCAGAAUCACAUGAAUAUGAUCAAUCAGCAGCCAAAUAACUUGGGGACAAACUCUUUAAACAAACAGCACAAUAUUCUUACUUAUGGCAACACUAAACCUCUGACUCAUUUUAAUGCAGACUUGAGUCAGAGAAUGACACCACCAAUGACCAACACCAACAAAAACCCCUUGAUGCCAUAUAUCCAGCAGCAGCAGCAGCCACCCCCACCACAGCUCCAGGCUCCCAGGGCACACCUAAGUGAGGACCAAAAACGCAUGCUUCUCAUGAAGCAGAAAGGAGUGAUGAAUCAGCCCAUGGCUUAUGCUGCACUUCCAUCCCAUAGUCAGGAGCAGCACUCAGUUGGACUUCCCCGGACCACAGGCCCCAUGCAGUCAUCAGUGCCCCCAGGCUCGGGCAGCCUGGUCUCAGGAGCCAGUCCCGCGGGUCCCGGCUUCCUGGGCAGCCAGCCCCAGGCAGCCAUCAUGAAGCAGAUGCUCAUCGAUCAGCGGGCCCAGCUGAUGGAGCAACAGAAGCAACAGUUCCUGCGGGAGCAGAGGCAGCAGCAGCAGCAGCAGCAGCAGCAGAUCCUGGCGGAGCAGCAGUUGCAGCAGUCACAUUUACCCCGGCAGCACCUCCAACAGCAGCGGAAUCCAUACCCAGUGCAGCAGGUCAAUCAGUUUCAAGGUUCCCCCCAGGAUAUAGCAGCUGUGAGAAGCCAAGCAGCCCUCCAGAGCAUGCGAACAUCACGGUUGAUGGCCCAGAAUGCAGGCAUGAUGGGAAUGGGGCCCUCUCAGAACCCAGGGACCAUGGCCUCAGCAGCAGCCCAGUCAGAGAUGGGACUGGCCCCGUAUAGCACCACGCCUACCAGCCAACCAGGAAUGUACAGCAUGAGCACAGGAAUGACCCAAAUGUUGCAGCACCCAAGCCAAAGUGGUAUGAGCAUCACACAUAAUCAAGCCCAGGGGCCGAGGCAGCCUGCCUCUGGGCAGGGGGUUGGAAUGGUGAGUGGUUUUGGUCAGAGCAUGCUGGUGAACUCGGCCAUGACCCAGCAGCACCAGCAGAUGAAAGGGCCUGUGGGCCAGGCCUUGCCAAGGCCCCAAGCCCCACCAAGGCUUCAGAGCAUCAUGGGAACCAUCCAGCAAGGAGCACAAAGCUGGCAGCAGAGGAGCCUACAGGGGAUGCCUGGCAGGACUAGUGGAGAAUUAGGGCCAUUCAACAAUGGCGCCAGCUACCCUCUUCAGGCUGGACAGCCAAGACUGGCCAAGCAACACUUCCCACAGGGACUGAGCCCAUCAGUUGUAGACACUAACACUGGCACAGUGAGAACCCUCAACCCAGCUGCCAUGGGUCGGCAGAUGAUGCCGUCCCUCCCAGGGCAGCAGGGCACCAGCCAGGCGAGGCCAAUGGUCAUGUCUGGCCUGAGCCAGGGUAUCCCUGGCAUGCCGGGGUUCAGCCAGCCCCCGGCACAGCAACAGAUGCCAAGUGGCAGCUUUGCUCCCAGCAGCCAGAGUCAAGCCUAUGACGGGAACGCCCCUCAGGAUCUGUCAUACAAUUACAGUGGCGAAGGGGCUGGGGCCUCCUUCCCUGGCCUUCAGGACAGUGCAGACCUGGUGGACUCCAUCAUCAAAGGUGGCCCAGGGGAUGAGUGGAUGCAGGAGCUUGAUGAGUUAUUUGGAAAUCCCUAGUCAAGAGAAGCCCUAGUAGCCACAACUUGAGUGGUUCAAGUUUAAAAGGUGAAAAAGAAACAGGAUGUUGGCCCAUCCUUGUUUUUUAUCUGUUUUUUUAACCCGUGUAAACUGAGCAAAACUGCAGCUGCCUGACAGUGGAAGAUCUGGGUGGCUGUUCCCAGCACGGCUCGGCCUUAUUUCACCUGAUCUUGGCACAGCAAUCAAGACGCCAUGCAGAUCCCUGCUGCAGAGCAGGAGACACACCGAGAGGUGGGGGUGGAGGCAAAGCCAGCCCAGGGCCCACUGCUCAGCCCUCUCUUGGAUCACCUGGCCCAGCAAGAGCUGCUCAAGCCAACAGGGACUGUUUUACAAGGAGAGGUAUCCAUCAGCCCCUCCUGCCCCAGGUCCAGAGGCUGCAGCUUUGGAGACAAAAAACGACAGAGCCUUGGGCCAAGAGAUGCCCACAGACUCGGCUGGUGAUUGUGCAGGCCAAGUGCUCAGAUGGGAAAUACACUGAACCCCGAGUGGAGAGAGAUGUGAGGCCUCAAGACAAGCCACUGUAUUUGGAGGAUAGGCAAGAAAAACAAUGAUAUAGUCACAGGGAGAUUACAAAGGAUCCUUUCAGCCUUUCUCCUGCCCCAGGGUGACCCUCAGGAAUUUAGAGACCUUGCUGCCAGCUGCUUCCCAAGGAGAGCCAGGUGAGCUUGGAGGAGGGUCCCUCAGCCAUCGUAAGGGGCAGCCCUCUGAUGGUGACCAGUGGCCGUUACUCCGGAUAGUUGGCUGGAGCCUCCCCAGGGCCCAGUCCCACACCAGCUCAUCCAAGCAGUUCCUACCUGCUUCUGGCAGCCACAGGGUGCAGACACCACUGCUGGACUCUGUCUCUGGUGGCCCGGCUGCCCCGCUGCCCUCCCCUGCUUUCAUUCCUCCUUGCCGCCACCCCAGCCUGCCCUUGCUUUCCUUACAGACUACCCAAGAAGAAAUGAAGAUUAUGUCUUUAGGGAGCCUGGAGAGAGUCAAAAUAAAUGGAAAAAAAAAAAAAAAAAAAAAAAAAAAAAAAGAA